Molecule: messenger RNA, 2208 nt
Organism: Diaporthe citri
Lineage: Eukaryota; Fungi; Ascomycota; Sordariomycetes; Diaporthales; Diaporthaceae
Exons: 2
Coding region: 1-2208 (735 amino acids)
Source: RefSeq, a predicted model, not a curated record
AUGAAGUCCAACGUCUUGGUCGUGGCCAGUGUCCUCUCGGGUAUGGCUCACGCCGCCGCCGUGAACACCACAACCUCUGCUGUUCCCAGCCCGACGGAGCCAUGCGCUGUUGCCAGCGCUGCAUAUGCGUCGCAGAUUGCCGCAUCCCCCUCGGCCACUCCCACAAUUGCUGCAGCCAUUGCUCAUGACUGCCUGCUCUCUGUGCCGCUGGGAAAGGAGGCGGCCAUCGAGCUCGUUGACUCCAUUGAGCCAUAUCUGGAAUGGCAAUCCGACUCGGGCUAUCUGGCAGACCCGCCGGAGGAUUACUUCUACCCGGCCUACGACAUGUUCGCCAAUCUGGCUACCAUCCGGUCUAAGCUCGAGAGUGACGGGUACGCCGGCGAGUAUGAGUUCCAGGCAGACCUGUACAACACUGUCUUCGGUCCAGCCCACGACGGUCACUUUGUGUACUACCCUGACCUCUUGACUCUCGUCUUCGAUUGGAACCGGCCCCUGUCGCUGGUGUCCAUCAGCGAGGACCAGUCCUCGCUGCCAGAGAUCAAGAUCUAUGAGGAGGUCAUCUCGUCUCCAAGCACCGCCUCAAGCGUGACCCUGAUCAAUGGGAUCGACGCAGCUACGUAUCUUGAAGACACCAUCAACCAGGCUGGUUGGAACCAGGACGUUGACUCUGCCUACAACUCGAUGUUCUUCGAGCUGUCUGCCCCUGCUGCGGGCCUGGGCGUGGGAUACUUCCAAGGCGGCGGCCGUAUCCGGUACAUCUACCACGGUGCCAGCACAAACAUCACCUUCGCCAACGGCACCGAGGUCACCCUGGAGAACUACGCUCGCAUCAAGGUGCCCCUGACUGGCAUCACAGACGGGGAGUCUAUGUAUGAGAAGUUUUGCAACCCCAACGGCUACGACAGCAGCGCGACCACCAGUUCUCCUACCAAUGGUACCUCGGCCGCCGCGGCGAGCGUCGCGGGCUAUCCCACGCCCGUGAUCAUCACCCAGGACGCCGUCGUCGCCGGAUUCUACCUCGACGGCGAGGGUUACGAGGACGUCGCAGUCAUCGUGCUCUUGGCCUUCGAGAGCGAGUCUCCAGCCGAGUUUCAGUCCGUGGCCUCGCAGUUCUUCGCGGAUGCCGUGGCCGCUGGUAAGACCAAGCUGGUCAUUGACUUCCAAGGAAAUGGCGGCGGCUACAUCCUGCAGGGAUACGACUUCUUCCGGCAGCUGUUCCCCAGCGUACAGGAGGACGGGUUCUCGCGCUGGAAGGCCAGCGACUCGUUCCUGGCCAUCUCUGACGUCGUCUCCGACCUCGCCGCCAAGGUUGACCCGUACACAUCCGACGACGCGGACCUGAUCAGUUUCUACGAGAGCUGGUUCAACUGGCGCUACGAUCUCAACCUCACCCUUGACCCGUUCCAGUCCUUCGAGGACAAGUUCGGCCCCGUUGUAUACCAGGACACGAACUACACCGAGAUCAUGCGGUGGAACCUCAACGACAACCUCACCACGACGAAUCAGACCUUCGGCCUCGGCAUCGAGAUCGCAGGCUACGGCACCCUGGCCAACCUCACGCAGCCCUUCGCGGCCGAGAACAUAAUCAUGCUGUACGACGGCGUCUGCGCCAGCACCUGCACCCUCGCGUCGGAGAUGCUCCGCAUCCAGGGCGGCGUCAAGUCCGUCGCCAUGGGCGGGCGCCCGCAGGAGGGCCCCAUCCAGGGCGUCGGCGGCGUCAAGGGCGCCCAGGUCCUGGACUGGAGCACCGUGCUGUCCUACAACCAGUACGCGCUGCAGUUCGGCGCCAACAUCACCGACGCCGGCCAGAAGGCCGCCCUGUCGCGCUACACGGACCUCGCCGUCAACCGCAGCACCGCGGCCGCCAUCAACGGGCGCGACCAGAUCCUGCGCGACAACGUCGAGGACGGCGUCCCCGCGCAGUUCAUUGCUGAGGAGGCCGACUGCAGGCUGUACUGGACCCUGCCCAUGGUCACGGACAUCACGGCGGUGUGGAAGGCCGUCGCUGACUCGGCGUGGAAUGGGGCCGCAUGCGCCUAUGGCGGCAUCUCGUCCUCCUCCUCUUCGCCCAAGACGAGGGAUGCUGGUGACAUUGCUGGAGGGCGCGUCGCGCGUCCGAUCCAGCGCCACCCUACGAAGAUCGGCAGGCGUGAGAUGUCCCAGCCUGUUAAUGUCAAGGCGAAGCAGGUCCUCAAGGCGAUUCCUUAG